Molecule: messenger RNA, 414 nt
Organism: Fukomys damarensis (Damara mole-rat)
Lineage: Eukaryota; Metazoa; Chordata; Mammalia; Rodentia; Bathyergidae
Product: ERI1 exoribonuclease 2
Exons: 3
Biological process (GO): exonucleolytic trimming to generate mature 3'-end of 5.8S rRNA from tricistronic rRNA transcript (SSU-rRNA, 5.8S rRNA, LSU-rRNA)
Molecular function (GO): 3'-5'-RNA exonuclease activity; nucleic acid binding
Source: RefSeq, a predicted model, not a curated record
CUCUCUAAUCAGGCUCAAAUAGAUGAAGGAGUCCCUCUGAAGAUUUGCUUGUCUCAGUUCUGUAAAUGGAUUCAUAAAGUUCAGCAACAGAAGAACAUUUUUUUUACUCCUGAGGUUUCAGAGCCUUCUACUUCUGAAGUAAAAUUAUGUGCAUUUGUUACCUGGUCAGACUGGGACUUAGGUGUUUGCCUGGAAUAUGAGUGUAAAAGAAAACAGCUGUUAAAACCUGUGUUCUUAAAUUCUUGGAUUGAUCUCAGAGCGACUUACAAGCUUUUCUAUAGAAGAAAACCAAAAGGACUAAGUGGUGCCUUGCAGGAAGUGGGAAUAGAAUUCUCUGGACGAGAACAUUCAGGUUUGUCAAAAUUAAAAAUCAUUUUAUCAUGUAAGGCAGUUGACAUUUAUAAAAUCUUUCAU